Dioscorea cayenensis subsp. rotundata (Guinea yam) is the source of this 647-nucleotide messenger RNA. RefSeq names its product ethylene-responsive transcription factor ERF084-like. The record is from RefSeq and is a predicted model, not a curated record. Lineage: Eukaryota; Viridiplantae; Streptophyta; Magnoliopsida; Dioscoreales; Dioscoreaceae. The transcript has a single exon. The coding region runs from base 77 to 592 and encodes 171 amino acids. Gene Ontology annotation, biological process: regulation of DNA-templated transcription. Gene Ontology annotation, molecular function: DNA binding; DNA-binding transcription factor activity.
ACCACUGGAUGGAAUAGGAGCAGUAGUUGGUUAUCAUGUAUUAUUCGGCAACAAACAUGAAGAAAAACAAUCUACAAUGUUGAUAGCAAAUGAAACUUUGAGAAUCAAGAAUGGAAACAAUACUACCACUAGUUCAUCAUCAAAUGAAGGAGUUUUGAUGAUGAUAAACAACAACAACAACAACAACAAUGACAACAACAAUAAGAAUUAUAGAGGAGUGAGAAAGAGGCCAUGGGGAAGAUGGUCAGCAGAGAUACGUGACCGUGUUGGCCGGUGCCGGCACUGGCUCGGCACGUUUGACACCGCCGAGGACGCUGCCAAAGCCUAUGACGCCGCUGCCCGGAGACUUAGAGGCUCCAAAGCUCGUACUAACUUCCCUUCUUCUCUCUUUAUCCCUAUUCCAAUCCCAUCUACUCCUAAUUCUACUACUAGUACUAGUACACCUAGUAGGAAGAAAUGCACUAGAGUGAGUUCAUUUUCACAGUUGUGCACUUCUUCUUCAUCAUCAUCAUCUUCUUCUUCUACUUCUACUUCUUUUUGUGUUGAGGGUUUGAAAGGAAGACAAGGAGGGCACUUGGUCAACCAUGCAUGACUUUGUGUUUAUGCAGUGGUAGUAAAAGUAGUAAUUAAGACAAUGAGGGGAAUUG